Molecule: messenger RNA, 468 nt
Organism: Caenorhabditis bovis
Lineage: Eukaryota; Metazoa; Nematoda; Chromadorea; Rhabditida; Rhabditidae
Source: the annotation of a GenBank genome assembly
AUGUCCGGCGAAGAACCAAAAAUGAUUUCGCUGAAUGAGCUCGGCAUGGAGCAACUAAAUGCUCUUCAAAAGCAAGUUGAGCAAGAGAUGCAAUUCUUCCAAGAAUCAGCGACAACAUUGAAGAUGUUGAUGACUAGAAACGAGAAAAGCAUUGAGGCCCUUGAAGAUGUCAAAACGGCGACUCCUGGUCAUUCAGCGCUUGUCCCACUCUCAGAAUCGCUUUACAUUCGGGCAGAACUUUCUGAUCCGAGCAAGCAUCUCGUCGAAAUUGGCACCGGUUAUUUCGUCGAACUGGACAGAGAAAAAGCUAAGGCUGUUUUCGAACGCAAGCGGGAAAACAUCACGAAACAGGUCGAAACUGUCGAAAAGAUUUUAUUAGAGAAGAGACGAACUCGAGCUGUGAUUUGUGACACAUUCCAGCAAAAAUUACAAGCUCAACUCGCUCAAAUCAACAUGGCCGGAAAAUAA